Molecule: messenger RNA, 813 nt
Organism: Arachis duranensis
Lineage: Eukaryota; Viridiplantae; Streptophyta; Magnoliopsida; Fabales; Fabaceae
Product: STS14 protein
Exons: 1
Coding region: 74-604 (176 amino acids)
Source: RefSeq, a predicted model, not a curated record
AUGCAGCUGACUUUGCUCAUCGCAGUUGCACACACACCAACAAAACUAGUACACUCAUUAACAUCCCACAAUAAUGAAACAAAACACUCUCCUCUCCUCUCUGCUUCUACUGGCAUCACUCCCCAUCCUCCUCCACGUCUCAGCCCAAGCAGCAACCUCCCCACCACCGCCGCUACCACCCGCCGCAACAGAGUUCCUGGCAGCUCACAACGAGGCACGAGCCGCGGUGGGCGUUCAGCCCCUAAUCUGGAGCCAGCAGCUGGCUAACGCCACAAGCCGACUCGUCCGGCUCCAGAGGGACAAGAUGGGCUGCCAGUUCGCCAACCUGACAGCUGGCAAGUACGGCGCCAACCAGCUGAUGACAAGUGGCGGAGCCGUGACUCCCCGCAUAGCGGUGGAAGAGUGGGUGAGGCAAAAGCAAUAUUACAACCACGCCAACAAUUCUUGCGUUCCAAAUCACAGGUGCGGUGUUUACACGCAGGUAGUGUGGAGGAAAUCGAUUAUGUUGGGGUGCGCUCAAGCCACAUGCGUUAAGGAGGAUGCUAGCUUGACCAUUUGUUUCUAUAAUCCACCUGGGAAUUACUUUGGGGAGAGUCCAUACUGAUCCAUGCUCUAUUUCUUAAUUGUGAUCGUUGCUGAGUGUUUCGUUUAGUGUUAAUUAACUAGAAUGGUGCUGAGAUUGGGCUUUUGAGGGCAUUGAACCAUUUUGGCAUGAUGCCAUUCCCAGUUUGCUACUAAUAAUAAUGCAUCUUGUUUACUAGUUAAGAAAAUGAGAUCGAUCUUCAUUUAUUUUAAUAUUUUUAUUAUUUUCAA